CAAGCAUUGGCUCACUUCAGAACGGGGAGGGAGCAGCUCCGGCUGAAAGCAUUGCAGCCCACAGUGUGUUAGCUCGGAAAGCAGGGGGGUGAGGGGGGGAAGAGAAGAGGCUGCUCUCCCGGGCUGGCAGUCGGACACAGCUGCGUUGGGCUUCAGCCAGAAAAGAAGCCUAUUUUUCUGCAAUGGUAACUGGUAGCUUUCCCCUUCUCUAGGCCUAUGGGCUCGGUACUGAAAUGCAGUUCUACCCAACUUUGUCUCAUCCUGUGUAUUUGCAGCCAAGGCUGGAUUACCAUGGUGUUUGUUUUUUGGGGAAUAAAAUCCCAAAUCAGUAGAGUUUAGUGAACUGGGGAACCUGAGGUCCCGAGAGGUAAUGCGACUAGGCCAAGGUCACCUGGCAAAGCAGUAAUAGAGGUGGAAUCGAUCCCCUCCUCCCCACCUCUCUCGAGUCCCACUUCAGUGUCGUAUGGAAAUCACAGACAACGAGGGUUGAAGGGACCUCAGGAGGUCACAUCAAGUCUGACCCCUUGCUCCAAGCAGGACCAGCCCCAACUAGAUCAGCCCAGCCAAGUAUCUCCACCAUUUCCUUGUUAAUGCAGCUGCUAACCACAGAGUCCUGCCAAUGAAAACUGUAGUAGUCGCAGAUCAGGAUAGUUUUGCGUUGUCCAGUCCAGUUUCUCUUCCCCUUUCUCCCAGGGGUCAGGACUCAUUGAGAGAGCAAUGCUUCUGUGUAGCCAACCAAGUUCCCUUCAAGUCUGUUUGUUUCUGUAGUGGUUUCUUCCCCAGCUACUGUUGCUAGACUGGUCAGCGGGCAGCACUGUGCAUGGCCAGGGGUAUCGUGGAAAUGUGGUUAGUUACUGAAUUCCAGCAGGUGCACGUGUCGUGGGUAUGUUCUGGUCACUUGAUUGAUGGAGAAUAUUUCUAAUUACUUUUUUGAGAAGGAGAGUUUCAAAAGAAACCUAGAAGUCAGUCGGACACUCUAAAGGUAACCAUUCAAAAGAUCAGUCUAACCUAAUAUUAGUACUUUGCCUCUUUCAGCUGAAUAAAUCCCGGUGACUGACAAGUAGGUUGUUGCCUAUGAGAGCCAGUUAGUCUCUAAGGUGUCCCCCUGCCCUAUCUUCUGCCUUAGUAAGUGGUGUGAUAGGGUGGUUUAGCUGUGGAUCCUGAGAUGACUAGCCUAGGCUAGACUAGAUGGGCUGGAAGGGCCCUUCAGAGGCCAUCUAGUCCAGCUCCCCAUCAGAAGAAGGAUCAGCCCUAUCCAAACCAUACUGUCCAAAUCCACCGUUUAACCGAUUAGUAAAACUACACAGCCAACCAUGACACAACCACAAGGAAUAACAUCCUAACCUGCCACAGGCUGUUUCUCUGGAAGUAUUUUGAAGCCCGGGCUUUGGAUGAAGAGAGAGAUUCAUCUGCUGAAUUGACACAUUUCACUUUCAAGAAAAUUCAGAACAGAAUUAAGUUUGACUUGUGUGUUUUCCCAGUCUUGACUGACCUCUGACUGAUGAGAACAUGUUGCUUGCUCUUUGUUAGGCCUUAUCACAUACAAAUCAUCUUGGAUUUGAAACUUUUAUGUCGUUCCAGACUUUUUUUGAGGAGCUUACACUUGUCUUUCAAGAGUUUAUCGGCAAAUCUUUUUUUUAGGAAAACAUCGCAACUGCCUGGAAUGAAUUACCUGAAUUGUUUUGUUGUUGGUAACGUAUCCAAGUAAUUUUCGAGUGUCUGGAAUCAAUUCCUUGAGAUAUUUUGAUACAGAGCUCUUCUUCCUAAAUGUUCCUGUUCCUUUUCCAAACCUCUUUAUUUUUAAAUGUUCUGUGCCAUCUUCUACAGAUUAUUUUUUUAAGUGUGUUUCAUUAAGAACUAAAAAGCCAUCUUCAGCUGAGGAAUUACUUUGUUGAACUCUGCCUGGCUUGGCUGCCUCUGAAUACCAAAGGCUUUAAUAAUCGUCAAGAUGUCUACUAAAGUCCCAAUCUACCUGAAAAGGGGCAGCAGGAAGGGGAAGAAAGAGAAACUCCGAGAUAUCCUCUCUUCUGAUAUGAUCAGCCCUCCACUGGGGGACUUCAGGCACACGAUUCACAUAGGGAGCGGGGGAGAGCAUGAUAUGUUUGGAGAUAUUUCUUUCUUGCAAGGGAAAUUCCACCUUCUGCCGAGGACCGAAAGCAACCUAGAUGCCGACAAAGAUGGCUCCUAUGGAGUGUCAUUUGAGUUCUCAAGGACUGCUACCAUCUCUGGGCAUGAGCAACCAUUGUCUGAAACCCCUUCGCCCCUCUUAAAGAAUGCCAUCUCGCUGCCUGUGAUUGGAGGCCCGCAGGCUCUUAUGCUGCCUUCGACCCAGGCUCCACCCAAACCACCACGGCUGCACCUUGAUGACAAAGUUCAACUGGCUCAGCCAGGCAAAGAAGCUGGGGAAGAACUGGUCUCAUCCAAGAACGGCAGGACUGCAGAGCCCAACCCCCAUUUCUGCCCCACCACUGAGUCGUUCACUAUUGCUCAAAAUGGGUUUGUUGAAGAGAAAAAUGAGGAUAAGCCCUUUAUGUCCCACGCCGGCUCCUUGCUCUCCCUCCACGUGGAUCUGGGGCCAUCUAUCUUAGAGGACGUCCUUCAGGUGAUGGAGAAACACCAAGCUGGUGCAUCCAUAUCGGAUUCCAGCAGACAAGAAAUCCUGACGUGAAAACUGAGAGGACUUCCCCAGGGGAGGGCUCUAAAAUGAAGUUUUGUAAAUAAAAAUAUUUUUUUUCUCCAA
Messenger RNA from Alligator sinensis (Chinese alligator), 2740 nucleotides. It is a transcript of the gene CDC42EP2, whose product is annotated as CDC42 effector protein 2. The transcript is spliced from 4 exons. NCBI's taxonomy places the organism in Eukaryota, Metazoa, Chordata, Crocodylia, Alligatoridae. The record is from RefSeq and is a predicted model, not a curated record. The coding region runs from base 1949 to 2668 and encodes 239 amino acids.